AGACCGCGGAUGGUGAAGGGUUCACGGGGAAGCUAGGAUACCGGCCGGUCUCUGCUGGGCGAUGACUGACUCACCGAACGGAGCACUUUGAGAUAAUAUGAGGCUUUUUUCUGGUCGGUUAUAGUACUAUGAUUUGGUAUGUGGCCACUUUGAUAGCAAGUGUAUUCAGCAUCCGAGGAGCGGCCGCUCAAGGUGCCCACGGAGUGCGAGAGGAGCCCCAGUUUGUUACGGCACGCGCAGGAGAGAGUGUCAUCUUGGGAUGCGACGUGCCUCACCCCCUGAACGGAAAGCCCUAUGUGGUGGAGUGGUUCAAGUAUGGGAUGCAAAUUCCUUUCUUCAUCAACUUUCGCUUCUACCCUCCUCAUGUGGACCCAGAAUAUGCCGGCCGGGCCACUCUGCAUGGCAAGUCGUCCCUGCAGAUAGAUGGCGUGCGUUCAGACGACCAAGGCUGGUACGAGUGUAAGGUGCUGCUGCUGGAGCAUCAGUUGGACACCUUCCACAACGGCAGCUGGGUGCAUCUAACCGUCAAUGCCCCCCCAACAUUCAAAGACACACCACCUCAGUAUGUGGAGGCCAAGGAAGGGGGGAGCAUCACGUUGACCUGCACGGCGUUCGGCAACCCUAAACCCUCCAUCAGCUGGCUGCGAGAAGGCAGCCUCCUGAUCAGCAGUGCCAAGUAUAAGGUGUCUGAUGGGAAUUUGACGGUGCUAUCCAUCACCCGGGAAGAUCGGGGGCCCUACACAUGCCGAGCCUUUAGCCUCCAGGGGGAGGCCGUCCACACAACCAGGCUGCUAGUACAAGGUCCUCCUUUCAUCACGUCCCCACCAGUCAACAUCACGGUGAACAUCUCGCAGGACGCAUUCUUCAGCUGCCGUGCCGAGGCCUAUCCUGGCAACUUGACGUUCACCUGGUUGUGGGAGAAGGACAACGUCUUCUUCAAGAAUGAAGCGUUAGGCAUCCACCUGCUGAAUUCUCCUUUCUCUCAGUAUCCCGGUUGGAGCCAGAUGGAUGAUGGGAGCAUCCGUAUUGCAGAGGUGACAGAGGACUCUCUUGGCACCUAUACCUGCAUGCCUUACAAUGACCUGGGUUCCAUGGGAUGGUCUCCUCCUGCUCCCCUGGUGCUAAAGGACCCUCCAAAAUUCUCUGUGGUUCCUGGAGGGGAGUACAGGCAGGAGGCUGGUCGGGAACUGGUCAUCCCCUGUGAGGCAGAGGGAGACCCCUUUCCAAAUAUCACAUGGAGGAAGGUAGGGAAGCCCAGUAAAAGCAAGCACAAUGUUCUGCCUCGGGGCAACUUACAGCUGAAGUCGCUCACAAAGGAUGACCACGGGGAGUGGGAGUGUGUCGCCACCAACGUUGCCACAAGCAUCACUGCCAGCACGCAUGUCCAAGUCAUAGGCACAAGCCCCCACGCCCCCACCAGCAUCCGAGUGGCAGCCUCCUCCACCUGGGCCAACGUGUCCUGGGAGGCGAGCUAUGACGGAGGCUUCCAGCAGACAUUCUCAGUCUGGUAUGGCCAUGUGCUGAAGAGGGAGCGUUUAGGUCCACAUGACUGGGUCUCCAUACCCGUACCUGGAGGCCAGGACUGGAUGGUGUUGUCGGGCUUGGAGCCAGACACAACUUACCAGUUCAGUGUCCUGGCUCAGAAUAAGCUAGGCACAGGCCCCUUCAGCGAGGUCGUCACUGUGAACACUCUAGUAUUUCCUACAAGUACCCCCGAACCACUGGUGCUGCUUACCCCACCACGGUGCCUCACAGCCAAUCGCACGCAGCAGGGCGUCCUGCUCACCUGGAUCCCACCUGCCAAUCACACAGCACCUAUCCAGCAUUACGUAAUGGAGUUCCGUCUGGGGGAGCGAUGGGAGACCCUGGACGACAGCAUUCCUGCGGGGGAGUUGGAGCUGCUUGCCCGAGACCUUAUCCAGGAAGCUUGGUAUGAGUUUCGCAUCAUGGCUGUCAUGGAUGACACGGUCAGCGAGCCCAGUAACGUGGUAGGAGUGUCCAGCACAGACUUCUUCCCCCCUCCAGAGAGUGAGGAGCGUGGACUGACGCGGCCUGUGGUGGCUGGCAUCGUGGCCACCAUCUGCUUCCUGGCUGCAGCCGUCCUCUUCAGUACGAUGGCUGCAUGCUUUGUCAACAAGCAGCGGCGGAAGAAGCUCAAGAGGAGAAAAGAUCCCCCGCUGUCCAUAACGCACUGCAGAAAAAGCAUGGAAACACCGAGUCCACUUAGUUUCUUUCCCAGCCUUGAGUACUACUGGGAAGGGCUGGCUGCACAGUACAAACCGCAAUCUUCCAGUCCUCAGUCAUCUUCCGGAAAGGUGAGUCCGGAGAGCACACGUUCAAAGGCAUCCCCAUCAGAAUCAUCUGAAGACAGUCACGACCAGCGUGGAAUGAAACCACCUCCCCGUCCAGGAAAGAGGGAAGACUUAUCCUUGUACAUGAAGACCAAAAGAGCAAUAACAAGCAAGAGGUACAUGUCCAAACAUGAAGCUGAACCAACAACACCUAUUGAACUUAUCAGUCGAGGCCCAGAUGGACGUUUUGUCAUCGAUCCCACUGAUGCGGAAAUGUCAGUCAAGCCCCGGCGCAUCGAGGGUUUCCCCUUUGUGGAGGAAUCUGACCUUUAUCCGGAAUUCCGGCAAUCAGAUGAAGAGAAUGAUGAUCCCAGACCUCUUCCACCUGUUAUGGCACCACUUCGACCCCACCAGAUUUCCCCAAUCUCCAGUCAGGAAUCAUAUCUCCAGCCUCCAGCCUACAGCCCCCGCUUUCACAGGCCCUUUGAAGGUAUGACCAUCAUGGAGAGCAGUCAGCUUCAGGCCACUGGACAGAUCCGAGGCUCUCUCCACCACAGAGCUUUCUAUGGCUAUCUAGGACCGCCCGGAGAUCAUGAUCCCCCACCUCCCUUCUACCUGCCUGACACUAGCCCUCUGAGGUCGGUCAUGUCCUCUCCUCCAUACUUUCCUGAGGGUCCUUUUGUGCAUCCCAUGAUUCCUGAAGACGUUGUAGAGUCAGAUUUUCCACAAUAUGCUGUUUCAAGUUUCCCCCUUCCUCUAACACUAACCACUUCCUCUCAUUCACCAGAUAUUUGGCAGGGACUAGAUUUUACGUUUUCAAGCCUGGAAGGGCCUCAGUUUAUUUUUCCCCCUCACCACCCUUUGCAUCCCCGCCAUGACCCUCCCUAUGCCUCUCCACCUCAUGUUCUUCCCCUUAGUGCUUUCCAGCACUCCACCCUUCCGAUGCCUACCUACCCAGCCGUCCUGCCGCUCGAGGCCCCCAAAGGUCAUACAAGCAAGUCUCCCAGCAAGACCAGGCCUCAUGGCUCCCCAGCCAGGCAUUUAGCUAUGCAAGAGGCACAUUUAGGGCAGCUAAGACCUUCGGGCCGUAGUAUGGGUGUGCCUGUUUUGUCUUAUAGUGAUCCAUUGGCUCAUAUUGUCCCUAGUUCAUUCAGUAACCUGGAUACACGAUGGUUUGAAACUACCCCUCGUUUUAGUCCCAGACAGACUCGUAGAAUGGAUUCUGGCCUGCAUCAGGUGGUUCUUCAACCAUCUCGACUUUCACCCCUCACCCAAAGCCCUCUUAGCUCUCAAGAGGGCUCCCCAGAGAUUGUAGUACGCCCCCGCCCACGUCCAAGUGUUGUGCAGCCUCCUGCACCCACAGGGAUGUCUGAAAUGACCCUGCUCCCUCCUUCCACAGCCAGCUUUUCAAGGAGAUCAUCACCAAACUCAUCACCUGCUCAAGGGCAGGGUAGCAGGAGAGCAAGCUCCUGCUACCAUUCCCACAUGGCUUUUGCCACCUCUGCAACAAGUUAUUCAGCUUCCCAGUCCCCAUCGUCCCCCAUGGAAUGCAGUGGCAUAUUUGGGCAGAUGCCAGCUCAUAGGAGGACUGAAGAGGAGCUCCUUCCAUCUGAGCCCUCCCCAUCCCGGUUGUCAGCUUCAGGAAAACGUCGAGGUGCAUCAAGUGCUCAUUUGGGGUCUGAGAGGAGCGAUGCACUGAGAUACCAGCGAAUUAAAAAAGCCAAGAAGACAACCAUGAACAACAACAACUCCAAGACUAGAAAGAAAGCAGGUGUCUCCACCUCUCAGACCCAGCAGGCCUACACCUCUCAGGUACUCCCGCCCGAAGAAGCGCUCUACCUCUGCAAGAAGAAGAAACGGCCCAUUCUUCAUGAUCCAUACGCUCGCUUUUCCGCUCUGCUGUACCGCCGUCCGCCACGGGAGGACCAGAAGGCCAUUUUAGCUAGCAUGGACCACAUGGACUCAGACCAUGGCACCUUCCUCUGAAAGGCUUGUUGCCAUUACCGUUCCAUCAACAUCCUCCCAGCUAUACAAGACAACAGUCAGUUUAUGCAGUUUCCACCUGAUGAAGACCAGAGUAUGUUUUAUGGUUCAGUCGGUAGCUUCCGACGCGGUUUAUUCGGUUAGCUUUUGUGAGCAGAUUGACACUAACCUGGGUCACUCUAGAGAAGAACCUGAACAGAGUUCAGGUUCACUUUUUCUAGUGAAAUAAAAAUGCAUAUUCUAGUCUAAAACCUUUUGUCUCAGUUAACUUUCCAGUUGUGGACACAAACAGUGUCUGCAUCGUCUAAUGUCGACCAGUAUCCCCUUCUUAACAUUGCUUAAAUUUGAGAUAAUCGUUCAACAUUUACUCUAGUUUUCUUAAAAAGAGGCAGGUUGUGAUUAUUAAUCUCAGUUUUCCCAAACUUCCCUUUAAUCCUUCAACCACUGGAUGAUUGAAAUUCCUCAGACUGAGCUCCUGUUUUCUGAGAGAAGCCCAUUUCGAUUAGCCCCCCCCCCACACACACACACGUUUACAGCUCCUUCCAAUGUAUGAUCGCCCUCACAUAUAAGGACGAUGUUACUGCUCACCUGCUACACCUCAGAGCGCACAGACCACAUAACCAUUGGAGACAACCAGCUACCCUCCUUUGCUUUUUCUCUCUGAGCAGUGAAUGCUUUUGCAAUGUACUUCCUGCUGUGUGGAAGUAACUUCGUAAACUAACCUGGAGAUAACAUUUUAAAUCAAAAAUGACAGAGAAAGCCUUGAACUAGUUUCCUUCUGAGGACGGGUCCAUCUGGAUGAUGGUUUGGUUACCUUUAAAGAUUUAGGCUGUUCUAGGCUACAUUGCUCUCACAGCUGUUUGAAAUGGAGCAAAAAAAACAAAAAACAAACAGCUCUAAAAUAUUUGAACUUCUCCUUGUCUCAUGCUGUCGAGGGCUUUAGUUUCUUUUCAGAAAUCCAUGCCAAGCAGUAGAUAGUGAGGGUUAGGAUUUUGUGCCAUAAAGCAUCACUCUAAACAUAUGUACGUCCCUUUUUUAGGCCUUAAGCCUAAGUUUUUUAUUUGAACAUCAUUGUUAUUUAUUAAGAUCUAUUGUUUUUAGCUGUGUUCCGAGUUGGGGGAGGGGGGUGCAGUUAAAGGGAAAACAUUGGUGUUAUUUUGCCCCCAGCUUCAGCAGCAGCCUUCAACGCUCUGCUUAUAACUGCAUGAAAAUGACAAACGUUUCAUUCAGAAGAUGAGUAAAAAAGGUGCCAUAACUCAGCUGUGACCUUUUGUAUGCAUACUGCUGCUAGGUGGCGCUCUAAAUCCCUGAUAGUGGACACUUUAGCCGUACAUUUUCUUUUUUUAACCUCACAGGUGCUGCGAUGUUUCGCUUUGUGUCAUUAAUUUCAGAUGUCAUGCAGGCAUUUGCCCUGAAACAGAGCAUGUUCAGAGUUUUAUGUCAAAAAUACAUUUUUAUGCCUUUGUUAUAGUUUUUAUAUUCUAUCAUAUCUGCUGAUGUUUCAUUCAGAAAACUGAUGGCCUGGCUUAGAUAUUUCCACUGUCCGUCUACAGAGGAAUUAGAUUCUAGAAAAUAAAUUUUUCACUAAUAUUUCCAUCUGUUUUUUAAACUAUGAGUGUGGAAAAAAUGAACAAAAAAUAGAAAACAAAUAAAAUGACAAAUAAAUAACACAAAUGAAAUUUUAUCUCUCUAAAUUAGAUAAAUGAUUCCACAGACAUGGACAUAUUUCUGUUCUUUAUGACAGUUAUAGCUUAAAGCAAGACCUCUGACCUCAGCCUUUAAUAAAAUCUUAGAGUUUCAUUUCAACAUCCAGUAUUGGUAGCUGGAUAAAUUAGGCCUGUAGCUUCCUAAGUGCAGGAAGUGAAACUCCUAACCUGCUCUGCAGGGGUGUUCACGGUCUCCCUCCUGAUGAACCAGUUUAGUCCAAACUGGAAUUGCUGCAAGUCAGCCACAGGAUGCAGCUCCAGAUACUAAAAUGUUCUGGUACGAGUCGCCUCAAUGGUCCGUGUCUUACUGUGAGAGACAUAAUCUGAUAAACAAAUCCAGAAAUCACAAUAUAUGACUAGUUACUUGUAUGAUACUGCCAUGGCUCAGAACAGAGAACUCAGUAUUCAAGGCAGACAUACAGAUUUCUCAAAAAGUGUUUAUUUAAAAUGAUGGAUUGGCAGCGAGGGCGUUUAAGGCAGAAACCUGUGCAGGAAGAAAACCCAGGUUAGUGACCACCUCUAUCUGGAGGAAUAUGAACAUGUGAGUCACUAACCUGGUCUUAAAAUUCAGUCUGGGCCCAGAGAACAAGGUUAGUUACAGCCGAACGACUGCAAACAAGACUGGGAGGGUGCUGCAAAGAGAGUCCCAGACAUUGAAGUCCCGGAGGGCAGAGAACAAGCAGGAGAUCAGAUCCGAGCAGAUAAAGGAAGGGAGGAUAAUCCAGAGGGUGAAGCCAAAGCCAUGUCCAGGACAUGCUCAGGAUUCAGAACCAGGAGAUCUGAUCAGAGGUCCAAAGAUUUGAAGGGAAAUCCAGAACAGUGUCAGGAAUAAGUUCCAAGUUUGGUUACCAUGCAGAACCCAGCAGGAGUCCGAAGACAGGUCAGGCAAACAGAUCAGAGCGGGAACAGGCAGGCUCAGAGGUCCAAAGGCAGAAGGGGUUAGGAUCAGGCAAUCAGUAACGCUUAGAGAAACUCUCACCACAGGCUCAAGAAUAAUCUGGUACUGAUGACUGGUUAGUGGGCUGGUUAAAUAGAGGCUGGAGUAGUUGGAUCAGAUAAGCGGUAAUAAGAAACUGGGCGGAGUUAGGCAGAUGAAUGAAAUGAGUAAUAUAUCCAGUCAUCAGCACUAAGAUCAUGACAGAUACAGCUGAAAAGUAAGUAUUUGAACCCCUGUCUAUCAGUUAGAAAUCUGUCCCUCAAAGACCUGUUAGUCUGCCUUCAAAAUGUCCACCUCCACUCCAUUUACUAUCCUAAAAUAGUUGCACCUGUUGGAGGUCGUUACCUGCAUAAAAAUACCUGUCCACUCCAUACAACCAGUAAGAAUCCAAAUACUAACAUGGCCAAGACCAAAGAGCUGUCCAAAGACACACCCCCAACAAUGCUGGAAAGGGCUACGGGGAAAUUGCCAAGCAGCUUGAUAAAAAAAAUGUCCACUUUUGGAGUUAUCAUUAGAAAAUGGAAAAACCUAAACAUGACUGUCAGUCUUCAUCUCAUCUCACCUCAUGGGUUCUUAGUGGUCCUAAGAAAGGUGAGAAAUCAGGCCAGAACAACACGGAGGCCAGAACACGAGUCAUGGGAUUAAGUCAUGUAGUCAGAUGAGACCAAAAUAGAACAUUUUGGUCAUAAUUUCACGAACCAUGUUUGGAGGAAGAAAAAUGAUGAGUAUCACCCCAAGAACAGCAUCCCUACUGUGAAGCAUAGAGGUGGUAGCAUCUUGCUUUGGGGAUGUUUUCUGCAGAUGGUACAGGGCGACUGCACUAUAUUAAGGAGAGAAUGACCAAGGCCAUGUAUUGCAAGAUUUUGGGGAACAACUUCCUUCCCUCAGUUAGAGCAUUGAAGAUGGGUGGAGGCUGGGUCUUCCAGCAUAACAAUGACACAAAGCACACAACAAGGAGUGGCUCUGGAAGAAACAUAUCAUGGUUCUGGUGUGGCCUAGUCAGUCUCCAGACCUAAAACCAAUAGAGAAUUUUUGGCGGGAGCUCAAACUCUAUGUUUCUCAGCAGCAGCCCAGGAACCUGACUGAUCUAGAGAAUAUCAGUAUGGAGGAGUGGGCCAAAAUCAAUCCUACAGUGUUUGCAAACCUGGGGAAAAUCUACAAGAAAUGUUUAACGCUUGACCUGUAAGUGCAAUCAAAGGCUACUCUACCAAGUAUUAACAUUGAUUUUCUCAGGUGUUCAAAUACUUAU
Molecule: messenger RNA, 8166 nt
Organism: Cyprinodon variegatus (sheepshead minnow)
Lineage: Eukaryota; Metazoa; Chordata; Actinopteri; Cyprinodontiformes; Cyprinodontidae
Product: protein turtle homolog B-like
Exons: 19
Coding region: 129-4277 (1382 amino acids)
Biological process (GO): cell-cell adhesion
Molecular function (GO): protein binding
Source: RefSeq, a predicted model, not a curated record